Chlorella variabilis is the source of this 2428-nucleotide messenger RNA. Its product is annotated as expressed protein. NCBI's taxonomy places the organism in Eukaryota, Viridiplantae, Chlorophyta, Trebouxiophyceae, Chlorellales, Chlorellaceae. The coding region runs from base 143 to 2428 and encodes 761 amino acids. The transcript has 8 exons. The record is from RefSeq and is a predicted model, not a curated record.
CUUGCAGAGCGCGGAACCUGCUGCUGGUGUUCACAAUCGACUUGAACAGAACUGGAUCGCCCAGGGUUGCCAGAACCCUGCACCCUUCUGGUUGCAGCAAAGCCCAGCUCCCAGCGGCCAGCAGGCCUGCUGCUGGCCUCACAUGAGUGGGCAGCAGCCUGUGGAUCCCGAUCAGGAUGCCCAGCGCAGCCUCAGUGCCGCGCACCAUCUGGCAGUCCUCCCUGGAGAGGCCUGGCGCAGCGGCAGCCCCCCCGCAUCGCCAGCCGGGCAAAUAGCAGUCGCAGGCGCGGGCGGUGUGGAGCGGGAACUGCACAGCUCUGCCGCUGCCGCCGCCAUGCCCGGUGGCGGCGGCAGCCAGGCGGGCGCCAGCGAUAUCUCCCGCCUCUCUAUUGACUCCCACCACAGCUACAUGAGCCACCGCAGCAGGUGGAGCAGCGCCGCCACGGUGGCAACCACUGUGGCGCCCACGGCAGCCCAGCGGCAAGGCCACUACGACCCGCCGCUCCCAGAAGAGCUGUCUGGAGGCAGCAGCGGCGAGGCCACACCCGUCACAACAGCAGCCGGCAGCACGCAUAGCCGGAGCGCAGCAGCAGCAGCCAUGGGUGCAGGGCCCGGUGGCAGCGACUGCCUGCCACGAUCCACCUCCUCGCCCCGCCACGGCGGCGGCAGCGCCAGCAGCAGCCGCAUGGGCAGCCGCAACAGCCGCAGCACCACUGCCGUCGCGCUGGCGAGCCCCCUGGAUGUGGCGGCUGCGGUAGCAGAUGGCGGCGAUGGCACCAGCAGGCUGCCGCCACGCCUCAUCGUGUUCCAUCCUGAUGGGGAGACUUUUGGCAUUGGGGUGGACAAGGCGCGGGAGGAUGAGCUGACUGCGGCAGCCGCGGCAGCUGCAGCGCAGCGGCAGCGGCGGCAGCAGCGCACAGCGGCGGCGAUGCUGGGCCCCGGCGGUGUGCGGCCUCCGCCCGGCAGCACGCCUGCACUUGAUGAUGAUGGCUUCCCUGCUAGCUACGCAGGCUCCCGACAGAUCUAUCUGAGGCAAAAGAUGGCCCUCCUGGCCAUGCUGGUGGUCGAUAUCAUCUACCUGGCAGUGCUGCUCAUCCUGCGCCUGGUGUGGGGCGGCAACAGCGACGAGCCGGAGCUCAGCACCGCGGUCAAGUUCUUUAUAGGCUCCCACCCAGAGUCCACAUCCAUCUCCUACCUGGCGGGCUCCAUGUUUACCGACGUGAUUGCGCUGUACGGCGCCGGCCAGGAUUACCCAUCCAUCCUCACCCUGUUUAUCGUGUGGAGCGUGGUGCUCGGGGCAUUUGCGAUUCUGGAGAUGCCGCUGCUGUUCAUGAUCAUGCGCCUGCUGCUCAUCAUCGCAGCGUUCCAGCUGCGCUUCUCCAUGUCUCGCAUCCGCCACAUGCUGCCCCCCUCGUCCUUUGGAGGCUUGUUUGUGGCAGCCAUCGGGCGCGGCGUUGCAUCCGCCGGCGGCGCAGCCUGGGGCGCGGCCUCGUCCCCCUUCCGACGCCUGGCGCGGCGGCGCGGCCAGCCGCAGCAGGAGCAGGGGGCUGCAGCCGCAGGUAGCGCCUCGCGGCGAGCCUCCGGGCAGCAGCUGGCAGUGCCUGCGGGCGCUUCGGCGGGUGCGCAGCUGUCGCCUGGCGGGGCCGCGGCGGCGCAGCUCGCCGCGGUCCGCUCCUCAGCCCUCUUCCGUGCGGCACUCAUGCGGAUGAUGUCUGAGCAGCAGCGGCCGGAGCAGGGACGUGACUUGGAGGCAGGCAGAGGGACAGGUGCAGAAGCGGCAGCAGCGGCAAUCGCACCGGCAGCCGCAGGCUCCGCCGCCAGUUUGCAAGCAACGCCGGCGCUCCGCACCGUCAGCAGCCGCGCCAACGGUGCUGCAUCAGAGGCGCCCGAGCAGGCAGGCAGCCUGGAGCAUCUGUAUAGCAGGAUAAUGGAAGACAUAUCAGCGGUGGCAGCCGCCCCUGCCAGCACCAGCGGGCGGCGCCGCCGCCGCCGACGCGAUCGCGACGCCCGUGCCCGCGCCCUGACUGCGAGCAGCAGCAGCGGCAGCCGGCGGCGCGCCAGCGCCGGCGCCAGCAGCGGCGAGGCCAGCAGCGACGACAGCGACGCCACUCCGGCGGCUGGUGUUCGCACCAGUGCAGGUGCUGGCACCGCCGGCGCUCCUGCUGCGCCCGCCAGCAGCGCCCGCCAGCUGGCGACGGUCAGCCUGGCGGCCGCUGCCGCGCAGCGCUCUGCUGCAGGCAGCGGCGGCCCGCCACCCACCUGGCAAGACCUGGUGAACCUGCUGAGCUACCACUCCCAGCAGCAGCAGGUCAGGCGGCAGCAGCAGCAUCGCCAGGCGGCCGCCAACGCAGUGCCCCUCGUCAGCCUGGAGGCGCCGCCGCCCUUCGACCCCCCUGGCGGCAGCGCCAGCCGAGGCAGCGCUGAGUAG